AUGGAUCUAGGUUUUCAGUCUGCAGCUGUGAAAAUGUCAACCAACGGAGUCAACGGAGGAGACGCCGUGGUGGAGGAACGACUUUUUGAAGCCUUAUACGCAUUAGAGGUUUUUCGAAUGGGCGAAUAUUACCUCAAAUCUGGACAAAUGACCCCCAUCUACAUUGACCUUCGUAGACUUAUUAGCCAACCCAAAACCCUG
Molecule: messenger RNA, 201 nt
Organism: Cooperia oncophora
Lineage: Eukaryota; Metazoa; Nematoda; Chromadorea; Rhabditida; Trichostrongylidae
Source: the annotation of a GenBank genome assembly